This is a messenger RNA of Cloeon dipterum, 8125 nucleotides long. RefSeq lists its product as uncharacterized. The record is from RefSeq and is a predicted model, not a curated record. The coding region runs from base 1 to 7635 and encodes 2544 amino acids. The transcript is spliced from 4 exons. NCBI's taxonomy places the organism in Eukaryota, Metazoa, Arthropoda, Insecta, Ephemeroptera, Baetidae. Gene Ontology annotation, molecular function: protein binding.
AUGGUGUCCGAGUUGGAACCAGACGUGGGCUGCAUUUUGACCUGCAUAUUUGGCCCUGUGUGUGAAAACGAACACAAGGAAGUCUGCGUGCGCGUGCAAAAGGAUAAAGAGACUCCAAUCACGGACAUUCUACACAGUUUGGUCGGCCCUAAUAACGACAAAAUGAUUGGAAAGCCGAAAAUUCUGAUCGUUGUUAACGCAGAAGCACCUCAAACGGACAGUAUAUCUCCGGACAUGAAAGAACUACAAGUCUCUGCUACAAACCACAGUGGCUGGCUAGUAUUGAUUCUAAAAUAUGAAGAUGCAUCAGAGGAUUUGAUUGAACUUCUUGGAAAAAUCGACGAGAAGAGCCUGCAAGAACUUCUGGAGCCUCUGCUAACUCGUGAGUCCAAAAAAGAAGACGUGGUUCUUCUCAAUUCUACUUUGCAAUAUCUCCUCAAAUUUCCUACUUGGCCAAGAAUUUUUGUCAACCCAGAUUUCAAACUUAAAAAGACAAGAAGCCUCCGUGGCCAAAUGUUAAGAAUUAUAAAUUCUAUGGAACCUCCUUAUGAGAAAAAGAUCGACUUUGAAACAUUAAUGAAAGAGGCGAAGCGAUUGUUUGAGGGAAACAAAAAUUCGAUGAGUCGUUCAGAAAAUCCGAGCGACAUUAAACCUUCGAAAAAGUUUAAUUCUGUCAAAGGCUUAGAAGCUCUCUCUGCAGUGGGAGAUUCAGCUGACGCGAGCAUUGUUUGGUUGCUUAAUUCAGUUGCUGGGGCAGGCAAAUCGACCGUACUCUUAGAAAUGGCGCACCAACUCCCGAAAUUUGAUGACGGGUUUAAAAUCCUGCUGAUUCCACUGAAAAAACACUAUCGAUACAUUUUUAACCUGCCACCAAUGAAAGUGGAUGAAACCGAAUUCCUUGCCAAGACAACUUGCAAUUCUAAGGACGACAUUAUCCAGUGGAUUGAGAAGAAAGAAGCAAUUGUUUUCCUCGACGGUUUUGACGAAGUGUGUCCAGACUUCAGAGAAAAAAUCAUCAAAAUUUUGAUUGCAUUACAUAAUGCAAGAGUCCCACUCUUCAUCGGAACCAGGCCUCAUGAAGUGCACUACAUUCAAGACCGGAUCAAGAACACAACGAUAGUUGAGAUUGAACCCCUUGAUGAAGCAAAGCAAAUCGAGAUUCUGCAGACCGUGGCACGGAAGAGCCAGCAAGACAUCGAUGAAUUGAGGAAGAACUUCAAAGAUCAAAACAUUCUGGGAAACCCACUUUAUCUCACCUUGUUGGCCGAGUACGAAGGCAAAGGAAACUUGUAUGACAUCUUUGACAAAAUUGUGCGGAAAAGAGUAAAAUUAAGUUUGGUGAAAGAAAAUGGAGGCAAAGAUGUUGGAGAGGAGGCGAUUGAAAGAUCAUUGAAGUUCAUUCAAUUGGUGGCCUCUCGUUUUGUAGCAGGAGUGCAGAUUGACCAAGAUAGUUUAAUAACAAAGUUACAUUUGAAAAAGAUCAACACUUUCGGAGUUGUAAUAUAUUGCAAUGACAGAGUUGAUUUCACUCACCAAACGUUUGCAGAAUUCCUUACCGCACAAAAGUUUCUAUAUGACUCAAAAAAUCCAGUAGCUGAAGAAGUACCCUUGUUCAACGAUGAAUUAGUGCAGUGCAGGAAGUUCAUUGACUUUUUCUUUUCCACGGAGAAUGGGAAGGACGUAUCUUGCGAAGAAGCACUACUUGUGGAUUGUGCUAAAAUGACAAACGCUAUGAAAUUAGUAAGACAAAUAUGUCGUGAGGAUUUGAGACAAAUGUUCAAGAUGCUCAACCCCGAUCUCUCAUUGAAAGAUGAAGACGGUAAAAACGCUUUGCAUUUGGCACUGCGGCACCUUGAAAUGGUCAAGAUGGUACACGAAAAGAACAGCAGGUUAGCAACCGAAAGAAUCAACACUGGAGAAAGCUGUCUUCACCUGGCGAUUGCUGACGAGAAGUGCAGCGAGGAAGUGGCUAUUUGGAUCUUGCGAAACACACAAGUGGACAAAAACGCUGAAACCAGCUUAAAAAACACUCUGCUUCUGCUGGCUUGUGCGAGAAAAAAAUGGGAAGUGGCACUACAGCUUGUAUUGAAGUUCGAUAUUGAAGUAAAUCAACUUGAUUCAUUUGGAAAGUCAAUUUUGCACUAUGCCGUUGGCUCUAGUGAUAUAGUUUUAGUGCAAGAACUUCUUGAUAGGGGCUCCAAUGUCAAUUUAAAAGAUCUAAAUGGAGAAACAGCUCUUCACCUAGCUGUUCAGUAUAGUAAAAGCCCAGAAUUGGUGAAAUUAUUGCUUCAAAAAGGUGCCAAAGUUAACUUACAAGACAAUAGAAAACAAACUGCUUUGCAUCACGCCGCUAAAAAUCAUGAAGUUACAGGAGUGGUCCAUACGCUAAUAGAAUACGGCGUUGACAUUAAUUCACAAGAUGAGGAGGGAAUCACAGCCCUUCACCUAGCAGCUGGGUCAAAUGAAAACCCGGAAAUUGUGAAUAUGUUGCUUGACAAAGGGGCCAAAGUAAACUUACAAGACAAUAAAAGGCGAACUGCUUUGCAUUACGCCUUUGAAAAUGACGAAGCAUCAGAAGUGGUCCAAAAGCUACUGGAAUAUGGCAUUGACGUUAACUCACAAGACGAAGAAGGAAUCACAGCCCUUCACCUAGCAGCUGGGUCAAACGUAAACCCAGAAAUUUUGAAUAUGAUGAAUGAGAAAAAUAACAAGGUAAUCUUAGAAGACGAUAAAAAGCGGAUCACUGUGCAUUACGCCUUUGGAAACAACGAAGUUGCAGAAAUGGUCCAAACACUGCUAGAAUACAGCGUUGACGUUGAUUCACAACAUGAAGAAAGAAUCGAAGACAUUCACCAAGCCGCUGGGUCAAAUGAAAACCCAGAAAUUGUGAAUAUUUUGCACAAACGAAAACCAUUGCAUUACCCCGCAGUGUUUCACGAGCUUACAGAAAUGGUCCAUAAGCAACUAGAAUACGCUGUUGAAGAUAAUUCAGAAGAUAAAGAAGGAACCACAGCCCAUCACCUAGCAGCUGGGUUAAAUGAAAAUCAAGAGAUUCUUAAUAAUUUGCUUGGAAAAGGUACCGAAGGAAACGAACAAGACCGAACCGCUCUCCAACAUUUGGUUGGUAGGUCUAAACCAGAUGUGAAAGUGGUCAAAAAGCUGCUCGAAAAUGGUGCCGACGUUGAUUCUCAAGAUCAAAAUGGAUGGACAGCCCUUCACGUGGCUGCUCGUUGCAAUAAAAACGCAGAAAUAGUGAAAAUUUUGCUUGGCAUGGGAGCUAAAGUUGACGCAAAAGACAAUGAAGAUUUGACCGCACUGCAUUUGGCCGCUAGAUAUAACCAAGCUCCAGAAAUUGUCGCAAUUCUGCUCGAAAACGGCGCCGACGUUCAUACACAAACUCAAGGAGGAUUAACAGCCUUACAUCUAACUGCUCGGUGGAAUGAAAACCCAGAAAUACUGGAAAUUUUCCUUCUAAAAGGCGCCAAAGUAAACGCACAAGACAAUGAUAAAUGGACCCCACUGCAUUUCGCCGCUAGAUUCAACUCAUCUCCAGAAGUGGUCCAAAAACUACUUGUGAAAGGCGCCGACGUUCAUUUACAAGAUCAAGCAGGAUUGACGGCUCUUCAUCUAGCUGCUCGGUAUAAUAAAAACUCAGAAAUAGUCCAAAUGUUGCUUGAAAAGGGUGCCAUAGUAAACGCAGAAGACAAUGAUAGAUGGACCGCUGUGCAUUUUGCCGCAAAAAAUAACCCAGCUUCAGAAGUGAUCCAAAAGCUGCUCGAAAACGGCGCUGACGUUCAUUCGCAAGAUGAAAAAGGAUUCACACCCCUUCACCUAGCGGCUGGGUGGAAUGAAAAUCCAGAAAUCGUGCAAAGAUUGCUGGACAUAGGUGCCAACGUACACGCACGAGACAAUGAUGAAUGGACCGCACUGCAUUUGGCCGCUAGAUAUAGCCAAACUCCCGAAAUCGUCUUAAAACUGCUAGAAAAUGGCGCCGACGUUCAUUCACAAAGUAAUGAAGGAUAUACAGCCCUCCACAUAGCUGCUGGGUGGAAUCCAAACCCAGAAAUCGUAAAUAUUUUGCUUGCAAAAGGUGCUAAAGUAAACAAUCAAGACAAUAAAAAAUGGACCGCACUGCAUAACGCCGCUAGACACAACCAAACUCCAGAAGUCAUCUUCAAACUGCUCGAAAAUGGCGCCGAUGUUGAUUUAGAAAGUAAUGAUGGAAAUACAGUCCUUCAACUAGCUGCUGGUUUCAAUGAAAACUUAGAAGUAGUCGAAAUCUUGCUUCAAAAAGGUGCAGAAGUAAACGCAACAGACAAUGAACAUCGAACCGCACUGCAUUUCGCCGCUAGAUAUAACCCAGCUUCAGAAAUCGUCUUAAAACUGCUCGAAAACGGCGCUGACGUGAAUUCGCAAAGUAAAGAUGAAUAUACAGCCCUUCACCUUGCUGCUCAGAGUAAUAGUAACCCAGAAAUAGUUAACAUUUUGCUAGAAAAAGGUGGAAAAGUAAACGCACGAGACAAUAAAAAUCGAACCGCACUGCACUUCGCCGUUGAAAACAACCGAACUGCAGAGGUGGUCCAAAAACUGCUCGAAAACGGCGCCGAAGUUGAUUCACAAAAUGAAGAAGGAAAUACAGCCCUUCAUUUGGCUGCUGAGUGCAACCCAGACCCAGAAUUAGUCCAAAUUUUGCUUGAAAAUGGUGCCAGAGUAAACGCACGAAACAACGAUGGUUGGACCGCGCUGCAUUUGGCCGCUGAGAACAACCCAAAUGCAGAGGUGAUCCAAAAACUACUUGAAAAAGGCGCCGACGUUCAUUUUCAAGAUCAAACAGAAUUAACAGCUCUUCACCUAGCUGCUCGGGGCAAUAGUAACCCAGAAAUAGUGAAAAUUUUGCUUGACUAUGGCGCAGAAGUAAACGCAAAAGACAAUAAAAAUUGGACCGCACUGCAUUUCGCCGCUAGAUACAAUCCAGCUUCAGAAUUCGUCUUAACACUGCUCAAAAAUGGCGCCGACGUUCAUUCGCAAAACAACAAGGGAUCUUCAGCCCUUCACCUAGCUGCUCAGAGUAAUAGUAACUCUGAAAUAGUGGAAAUUUUGCUUGAAAAUGGUGCAGAAGUACACUUACAAAACAAUGAUAAAGUGACCGCACUGUUUUUGGCCGCUGAAAAUAACCCAAAUGCAGAAGUGAUCCAAAAACUGCUCGAAAAAGGCGCUGACGUUCAUUCAAAAAUUACAUGUGGGCACACAGCCCUUCAUCGAGCUGCUUUCUGGAAUAAAAACCCAGAAAUGGUACAAAUUUUGAUUGAAAAUGGUGCGAAAGUAAACGCACAAAACAAUGACAAAGAGACCGCACUACAUUUCGCCGCGGAAAAUAACCCGAAUGCGGAGGUGAUCAAAAAACUGCUCCAAAACGGUGCCGACGUUCAUUCACAAAGUAAAGAUGGAUAUACAGCCAUUCAUCGAGCUGCUGGGUUGAAUAGAAACCCGGAAGUAGCGAAAAUUUUGCUUGAAAAUGGUGCAAACAUAAACGCACAGGACAAUGAUAAAAUGAACGCACUUCAUUUCGCGGCUAGAUUUAACCCAGCACCAGAAAUGAUCCAAAAGCUGAUCGAAAACGGUGCCGACGUUAAUUCACAAGAUCAAGACGGAUCAUCAGCACUUCACCUAGCAGCCUGGUGGAAUAAAAACCCUAAAGUAGUGCAAAUUUUGCUUGACAAUGGUGCAUUAGCGAACGCACAAAACAAUAUUAAAUUGACUGCACUGCAUUUCGCCGCUAGAUUUAACCCAGUCUCAGAAAUCGUCCAAAUUUUGCUCGAAAACGGCGUCGACGUUCAUUCAAAAAGUAUAGAUGGAAAUACAGCCCUUCAACUAGCUGCUGGUUGGAAUGACAACGCGGAAAAAGUGAGAAUUUUGCUUGAAAAUAAUGCCAAAGUAAACGCACAAGACAAUUCAAAAUGGAACGCACUGCAUAUGGCCGCUAGAUAUAACCCAGCUUCAGAAAUCGUCUUAAAACUGCUCGAAAACGGCGCUGACGUUCAUUCACAAUGCAAUGAUGGAAAUACAGCCCUUCACCUAGCUGCUGGAUGGAACGAAAACACGGAGAUAGUGAGAAUUUUGCUAGAGAGAGGCGCCAAAGUAGACGCACAAAACAAUAAUAGUUUGACCGCACUGCAUUUAGCCGCUGAAAGAAAGCCACAUGCGGAUGUGAUCUUAAUGCUGCUCGAAAACGGUGCUGACGUUGAUUCAAGAAGUAAAGAUGGACAUACAGCGCUUCAUCGAGCUGCUGCGUUGAACAAAAACCCAGAAAUAGUGAAGGUUUUGAUCGAAAAAGGUGCCAAAGUAAACGCGCAAGACAAUGAGAAAUUGACCGCACUUUAUCUCGCCGUUCAAAAUAACCCAAAUGCAGAGGUGAUUCAAAAACUGCUCGAAAACGGCGCCGACGUUCAUUCGAAAAGUAAAGAUGAAUGUACAGUCCUUCACCUAGCUGCUCAGAGUAAUAAUAACCCAGAAAACGUUAACAUUUUGCUCGAAAACGGUGCAAAAGUAAACGCACAAGACAAAAAAAACUGGACCGCACUGCAUUUUGCCGCUAGAUAUAACCCAUCUUUAGAAAUCAUCCAAAAACUGCUUGAAAUUGGUGCCGAUGUUCAUUUACAAAGUACGGAUGGAUCAUCAGCACUUCACCUAGCUGCUGGAUUUAAUGAAAACCCAGAAAUAGUGGACAUUUUGUUACAAACAGGUGCCAAAGUAAACGCACAAAACAAUAAUAAAUUGACCGCACUGCAUUUCGCCGCUAGAUAUAACCAAUCUUCAGAAAUCGUCCAAAAGCUGCUCGAAAACGGCGCCGACGUUCAUUCAAAAAGUAAAGAUGGAAAUACAGCCCUUCAACUAGCUGCUGGUUGGAAUGGAAACACGGAAAUAGUGAGAAUUUUGCUGGAAAAUGGUGCCAAAGUAAACGCACAAGACAAUUCAAAAUGGAGCGCACUGCAUAUGGCCGCUAGAUAUAACCCAGCUUCGGAAAUCGUCUUAAAACUGCUCGAAAACGGCGCUGACGUUCAUUCACAAUGCAAUGAUGGAAAUACAGCCCUUCACCUAGCUGCUGGAUGGAACGAAAACACGGAAAUAGUGAGAAUUUUGCUACUAACAGGUGCCAAAGUAAACGCUCAAAACAAUAAUAAAGUUACCGCACUGCAUUUUGCCGCUGAAAGUAACCCAAAUGCAGAGGUGAUCCAAAAUCUGCUCGAAAAUGGCGCCGACGUUCAUUCGCAAGAUGAAAAAGGAUUCACACCCCUUCACCUAGCGGCUGGAUGGAAUAAAAAUUCAGAAAUAGUUACAAUUUUACUUGAAAAUGGUGCCAAAGUUAACGCACAAGACAAUGAUGAUCAAUACACAGCACUGCAUUUGGCCGCUGAACAAAACCCAGCUUCUGAAAUCAUCCUAGAGCUGCUUGAGAAAGGCGCCGAGAUAAAUGUAGAAAAUUCUCGUGGAGAGACUGCUUUAUUUCUCGCGGCUAAGAAUAAUCCAGUGAAAGAAAUUGUUCAAAUACUGCUCGUGUAUGGUGCCGAAGUAAAUGAAAAGAUUAGGAAUGACGAACAAUGUUCCGAUGUGUUACAGCAAAUGAAAAUCAAUUGAGAAACCUUUAAAAGUCUAAAAGCUUUAACUAUUCUGACCUAAUGGUUAAUGAUCGGAAAAGCCGUAGUUUAUGUUAAAUUUUGAUAGCGAAAAGAGUGCGAAGAGAAAGUUAACCAGACGAAGGCAGGGAGGACGAUCUAUAUUAUUGCGUUUCUCAAUUGCAAAGUCUAGACUAUUGGUUAAAAAGCUGUUAUUUAUUUAGAUAAUAAUCACAUGGGCCCAAACCUAUUUUACUAUGAUGCUAUUUUUUCAAUUGUAAAAUAUAAUUUAUCCACUUUUGUAACAUUUUAGCUAUGAAUUAUGAGUGUAAAUAGUAUUAAGAAAUGAAUAAUCAAUCACAGUUGGCUUACUGGUAGAUUUAGAACUUAAUACUUCUGGGACUUUUGGAUUAUUGGAUAAGUUGCUAUUAUCUUAUUUUUGGUUUUAAUGUAUCAAAUAAAUUGUAUAUUUGUAAAUAUUUUGGACUAUAGUAUAUGGAAUAUGAAUGCAU